Molecule: messenger RNA, 939 nt
Organism: Peronospora matthiolae
Lineage: Eukaryota; Oomycota; Peronosporomycetes; Peronosporales; Peronosporaceae
Source: the annotation of a GenBank genome assembly
AUGACAAGUGUAUGGCGUCGACUGCAGCUCCGACUUGCAGGCACGACACCUGCUCGGCGGUUCCAGGAAGAGGCGGACGUGGGUGUCGCUGCAGUCCUGAGCUGCUUCCGGAGCUUGAAACUUGAUGCACGGAACUAUGAUAAGGACAACGAAAAGCUAUUUGACCAAGCCGUGGAUACCAUUGGCACGAUGAAGUUCGAGCAGCAAAAGCAGUUUGUGCAAGACGAGGUUGCGAAGCAGGUUCAGACCUGUUUCGAGGCUGUAUUGAAGAUGCCCAAGGAGUCUGAGAAUAAAGCGUCUAAGAUGUCCCUGUCAGGAUUUCAGCGCGAUAAUGAAGUGGCAGAGAAGCUUAAACUUUCUGACAACUUCCAACAAGUCUUCGGAUUCACCUUGAAUGUGGAAGAGUCGAGUGUUCCUGAUGCCGGCCAAGGUGUCAAGUUACUUGGUCAUGCGUCCAUAGGAUCAUUAGUGGCGCUGUAUCCCGGCAUCGUCUACUUGCCGGAGCAUUACAAAAAGAAACAAUACCUAAGCGAGUUAUCGAACAACCCGUACGCUCGUGCUCGCUUUGACAGCGUAAUUAUUGACGCCAAGAAUGAGCCGUCAGUUCCGCGUAAUCCACUUGCCGUUGCUCACAAGAUCAAUCAUCCUCCCAGCGGAACACUCCCCAAUGUCGUUGGCUUUGCCUUUGAGUUCCCUCCAGAAGGACCAUUUGCUGCGAAGAAAUUCGACGAGCUGAUUCCGAACAGUUUUGUCAAAGAACCUUCGCGCCUCUCCAUGUUCGGCAAACGUGCUAUCGUGCAUGGCCUUGCUUUCAUCGCAACGGCAGAUAUUGCAGACGGAGAAGAGCUGUUUCUCAAUUAUCGCUACAAUCCCGAUCGUCCGCUUCCUGGAUGGUACACAGCUGUCGACGUCGAUAGUGAUCGCGCAAUGUGGAAAUAG